AUGUUUUCGUGUUGGAAACAUGUUUUGGUGUUGUGUCUCUAUAUUUUGGUCCGACCUUGCUACGCUCAGGGGGUGUCAGUGGUUCUGCUGAAGACUAACAUCACCAGGCUAACAGCUCGCUCCAUCCACUUGGCUGGGUACCAUCUACACACAGUUGAACACUUAUCAAUUAUGGACGCGCCUAAUUUGGAACACGUCGCUGUUGAAGAUCUGACGAAGAUGCCCAAUCUCAAGUCAUUAUUUAUAACGCAAGCUCCUAGACUCCAUAGGAUAGCACCGUUGCCGGCUUUGCCCGAACUCCGCACAUUUAUGGUGACGACGUCAGGCCUGGUGGAAGUGCCCAACCUUAGCCACGUUCACGAUCACCAUCGCCAAGGAACAAACAGUUCUCUUUCCUAUUUACAAGCGAUAGAUCUAGAAGGAAACCACAUAAAGCGAAUACCUGCGCAUGCGCUGAGAGUCCGCGCAGAUCAAGUAUCACUGAACUACAACCUAAUAGAAGAAGUGCCUGCACAUGCAUUUAAGAAUGCUCAAAUAUCUAAGCUGAGUUUUAGAGGUAAUCCGAAUUUACGAAGACUUGAUGAACACGCUUUCGCUGGAAAUCUCCUCCUUAGGCAAUUAGACUUAAGUAACACUGCCAUUACGUCUCUACCGACGAAGGGUCUAGAAAAGUUAGAGACCCUGAAGAUUGAAAAGACGCCAUCUUUAAAGUACAUUCCAUCUAUUUAUGAGUUUCAAAGCUUAGAACGUGCUUAUCUAACGCAUCACUUCCACUGUUGUGCCUUUGCGUUUCCUGAAAGACACAAUCCGGCAAGACAUGCCCUAUACGAAACGCAGAUGGCGAAUUUGGCUCAGAAAUGCGGUAAACAAUACAAAAAUAGCGUUAAAAGAAGACGACGAAGUGUAACGCCUCCGGAUUAUGGCGGAAAAUUAACUACAAUUUCUGAAGCCGAUACAGAAACGACAGCGACGACCAGUGAAGAAUAUUACGCUAGCGAAGAGGACUACUUCUUAGAUUCGUCCAGCUUUGAAGACGAAGGUCCAGGGGACUUCCACGACCCGGUAAAUAGUAGCCUAGGAGUGUCUUCGUUCGCCGAGUGCGGGUCGUUUAGCCAUACUCGGCGACAAGUGGAAUGCACGCCAUUGCCUGACGCGUUAAACCCAUGCGAAGACGUCAUGGGCUGGUCGUGGCUGCGAGCCAGCGUCUGGUUUGUCGUCGCUGCAGCGGUAGUGGGCAAUGUCGCUGUUCUUCUAGUUCUACUCACAAACCACACAGAACUAACAGUGCCAAGAUUCCUAAUGUGCCAUUUGGCCUUUUCCGAUCUCUGUACGGGAGUAUACCUCUCAAUGCUGGCCGUGGUGGAUUUGAGGUCUUAUGGAGAAUUCUUCAAUUACGCCUAUGACUGGCAAUAUGGCACCGGGUGCAAAAUAGCUGGUUUCCUAUCAGUGUUCUCUGGCCAGCUAUCCGUCUUUACCCUAACGAUCGUGACUCUGGAACGCUGGUUUGCGAUCACAUACGCCAUUUAUUUGGAUCGGCGAAUCACUCUGUCUGCUGCAUCGAAGAUCAUGCUUGGUGGAUGGCUGUUCUCCUUAUUGAUGGCUGGGUUACCACUAGUCGGAGUAUCAGAUUAUUCGUCUACAUCCAUUUGUCUGCCGGUGGAAAGCGAAAACGUUGGUGUUGCCGUGUACCAAGGAUCGCUGUUUAUGACGAACGCGAUAGCGUGGGUAACUAUCGUGAUAUGUUACGUGCAGAUCUACAGGUCGUUAGGAGGUGGAGGAGAGAAAUAUGGGGGGCGGGGAGCUGCGGCAGCCGCUGAAAGACGAAUAGCAAAUAAAAUGGCGCUACUAAUCGGAACGGACUUACUUUGUUGGGCGCCUGUUGCUUUUUUCGGGGUCACUGCUCUAGCGGGGAUUCCCUUAGUGGAUGUUAGUCACGGAAAAGUGUUGCUAGUGUUUUUCUACCCACUGAACGCUUGUGCGAAUCCUUUUCUAUAUGCGAUAUUGACGAAACAGUACCGCAGAGAUCUCUUAACGCUUAUAGCCAGGACGGGAAAGUGCAAUUGGUUGAUAGAGAAGUAUAAAUUGGGGACGCCCCCUCCCACCGCUCACACAAACCCUUCUGCGCCCGCGCCGCUUUUACCGCUAGUAGAUUACCAAAGAUCGCAGUCACAGAUCAAAGAAAAUGGAGAAGUGAUGCUUUAA
Leptosia nina is the source of this 2202-nucleotide messenger RNA. NCBI's taxonomy places the organism in Eukaryota, Metazoa, Arthropoda, Insecta, Lepidoptera, Pieridae. The record is from the annotation of a GenBank genome assembly.